Molecule: messenger RNA, 523 nt
Organism: Amblyraja radiata (thorny skate)
Lineage: Eukaryota; Metazoa; Chordata; Chondrichthyes; Rajiformes; Rajidae
Gene: rpl34
Product: ribosomal protein L34
Exons: 5
Coding region: 10-474 (154 amino acids)
Biological process (GO): translation
Cellular component (GO): ribosome
Molecular function (GO): structural constituent of ribosome
Source: RefSeq, a predicted model, not a curated record
UACAACAACAUGGCGGCCCCCAGCGACACUUCCGCUGAUUGGCUCCGCUUUGGUGUUGACCUCCGACCCCCAUCUGCUUCCUCCUUCCUUUUCCGGUGCGGCCGACUGCAGCUUUUAAAGAUGGUUCAGCGCCUGACAUACCGUCGCAGGUUAUCCUACAACACGACGUCCAACAAGACAAGACUCUCCCGGACACCUGGAAACCGCAUUGUGUUCCUGUACACCAAGAAAGUUGGCAAAGCACCAAAGUCCGCAUGUGGGAUCUGCCCUGGAAGACUCCGUGGUAUUCGGGCUGUUCGACCCAAGGUCCUCAUGAGAUUGUCGAAGACCAAGAAGCAUGUUAGUAGAGCCUACGGCGGUUCAAUGUGUGCCAAGUGUGUACGCGACAGGAUUAAGCGUGCAUUCCUUAUUGAGGAACAGAAGAUAGUGGUGAAGGUACUGAAGGCACAGGCACAGAGCCAGAAGGCAAAGUGAUUCGUCUAAUUUUGUAUGCACAUGGAAGUAAAAAACUAAUUGAAACUUU